UCCGUGUUGGAGAGACUACGUGUUAAAUAAAUGGUUUGUUUUUAGCUUAGCCUUACACUUCGUCAUAAUAUACAUAUAUAAAAGAUGUCUCAACGGGAUCCUUUUCCCUUUCCAAAAUUUGAGAACGACAAUACUUUUACUGGGGUCAAGCAGCAACAGAGAGGACGAUUUGACAUACCAACUCACCUUGCCCAAAAUGAGGAACCGUGGAGUCGCCUUCAUGACGCCGCAACCUUGACCAGCGCCCGUCGGAACGUGUUGCACUACGACCAGCAGGCCCCGCAGGACAGCCUCGACUUUAAUUUGAAAUCCGUCUAUGACCACCACAAAGAGUUCCUCAGGACCAAGCCCCAGAGUUUAUACCAGAGGGAGACUGUCUAUGAGGACCAUGGGAGGAAACUGAAAAACUGUGAGAAGCAGGAUGUCCCACAAAGUGAUCUGGAGAAAGACAUCAGAGUGUGGGUCAACCCCCAGAGGUGCUCCAUUCACAAUAUUAAGGGAAGCAUAGAGUCCCAUCACAAUGCCUCUACUAACAGGGGCUACUCCAGGAAGCAUGAUGGCGGUUUCUACUCACCCUAAAGCCUCCAGUUACCCCACUGUCCCCUAUGGCUACGAACAACUAAGACUUCAAGUAAUAAAAGCAAAUCUUU
This is a messenger RNA of Lampris incognitus (smalleye Pacific opah), 650 nucleotides long. It is a transcript of the gene cfap276, whose product is annotated as cilia and flagella associated protein 276. The record is from RefSeq and is a predicted model, not a curated record. The transcript is spliced from 5 exons. Bases 85 to 579 code for a protein of 164 amino acids. Lineage: Eukaryota; Metazoa; Chordata; Actinopteri; Lampriformes; Lampridae.